CGGGUCGCAGCGGUGAAGGCUGGUUAAUUAAUUCACCUUGAAAACGAAGCUGCUCUAAGUGCUCAGUGGUCUCUCCUCACCCGUGGCUUUAUAAUUUCCUCUGGCCCUCCUUUUGUUUUAGUGGUACGGGUACAAAUGGGCCGGGAGCGGUGUUGAGCCAACUGCUGUGUGAAAACAGAGGCCUGAGAGGUCAUGGUUUCGGUCUGAGGAGCAGCCGACAAUGAGUGGAAAUGAGCACGACUGGCUGGCUCUCAAACCCCAGGAACCUUCUCCAUCCCAGUGCUGUGGUGGUGGCUGCAAACCCUGCAUCUAUGAUGUGUACGAGAAGGAGCUUGCACAAUGGGAGAGAGCCAAAGCAAAGCAAGACAAAAGCCUUCUCAUGGAAAAGAAGGAGCAGAGCAAUAAUUCAGAGCUGAAUCCAGAUACAUUUACUGCAUUCAGCGUAAGCUCGGUGGAGCAGCUAACAGAGGACACCUACCAGUACAGAUUUGAAUUACCGGGAAAUAGCAGCCUGUGCUUGAGUUUAGGACAACAUAUCGUGUUAAGAGGAGCGGUGAAUGGUUUGGAGGUGCAGCGAGCCUAUACCCCAAUUAGCCCAGGGAAUGCUGAAGGUUACUUUGAAGUUUUAAUCAAAUGCUAUGAAGCUGGGCUAAUGUCACAAUACAUAAAAACAUGGAAAAAAGGAGACACGGUCUUUUGGCGUGGGCCAUUUGGAGGGUUCCCGUAUCGACCUAAUAAGCAUGGAGAACUCCUCAUGCUGGCAUCCGGUACUGGUCUUGCACCGAUGCUUCCCAUCCUCCAGUCCAUAACAGAAGAUGAAGAGGAUGAAACCUUUGUAACUCUUGUUUGCUGCUUCCCUACCUUUGACAAAAUUUAUCUGAAACCUCUUCUCCAGGAUCUGGCUCGAUACUGGAACAUCAGAAUAUUUUAUGUCCUAAGCCAGGAACCUUCCCUGGAACAACUUCCCUGGAGCUAUCAGGAAAACACGUACACCGGUCGUCUUGAUGAAGGCUUAAUGAAGACUAUAAUAAAUUCCUGCAGAAGAAGGCCAUUUGUAAUUAUCUGCGGCUCUUCUGCAUUCAAUGAGGAUAUGAGCAGAUAUCUUAAAGCUGCAGGAAUUGAAGAAGAUUCCUGUUUUGUCUUUUAGCAGGAUAUUCCUGACCUGAGGAACCAUAGGCUGAGCCUUGGACGUCGUCAUUUCUCUGCAGGCAUUGCACAAAAUUGGUUGUCUUGAUAGACUUAGUUCCCUGUGCAUAUACUUAUAGAGGCCUUUGGAUCAAGUUUUUUGUCUCCAUUAUGAUUCUCACUCUUGAGUGUUUUAAGGAGCGAGUGCCAUUCCAGAGUGGCUGCUAUGUGCUGUGCCACCCACACCUCAGGGAGCAGCAUGGUAGUGAUAAUGGAAGCCUUCAUAUGCGAUUUCAGGAGGGGGAUCUCCUAAGGGCACUAAAGGUAUCCAAGUACAGAGCUCUGCUGUAACAUGAAGAUCAGUGAGUUGCUUUGCAAUCUAUGUUAGUCUGCAGUGGUAUUGUACCCUGAUAGGUGUUCCAGGGGAGAGGCUUAACCCUCAGGGAGAAGACUGCCUGGCCAAGGACCCUGGAGUCCUUGGGGUUCAUUUCAGUUGUGUCGUUACCUUGCUGGGUGAUGGCAGGCAAGUCACAUCCACCUCUCUGUGCCUCAGUUGCCCUGUUACACUCAUACAGAGAAGGAGGCACUGAUCUUCUGUGGAAAAAGCCUUUCCAGCCUGUGUUACCUACCCUGGUCCUUAACGCUUGAAAUGCUGCUUGGGGAGAGAAAGAGCGUGUCCUAAAACUGAGAGAAAGCAUCCAGGAUGUAGCUGCUGUCUGCCAGCGAGGACGUUUGUUUGCUUUCUGUGUCCCCCAAGUGUUGUAUCGCAGCUCUGGUUCAUUAAAUUGAACCUCUUUCCAAAUAAACAGCUGUUUCUGUUU
Messenger RNA from Pezoporus flaviventris, 1946 nucleotides. RefSeq names its product NADH-cytochrome b5 reductase-like (gene CYB5R5). The coding region runs from base 221 to 1147 and encodes 308 amino acids. The transcript has 7 exons. The record is from RefSeq and is a predicted model, not a curated record. Gene Ontology annotation, molecular function: oxidoreductase activity. NCBI's taxonomy places the organism in Eukaryota, Metazoa, Chordata, Aves, Psittaciformes, Psittacidae.